AUGACAAAUGCCUUCAACCCAGACCUCAGCAGCUCCAUCGCUGGCAAGGUCGUCCUCGUCACGGGCGUCAGUCCAGGGACCCUCGGUGCUGCCUUCGCCGAGCAUAUCGCGAAAGCGCAUCCUAAGCUCAUCAUCCUCGCUGGACGCAAUAUUUUUAAAGGCCAGGCCACCGCGGACGCAAUUGCGAAGAGCUCUGCCGGCGUACAAACGCGCACGCUACAUCUCAACCUCGAGUCACUUUCUGCAACACGCGCGGCCGCAGCGGAGGUCAACGGAUGGGAAGACGUCCCGAACGUCGAUGUGCUCGUGAACAACGCGGGCAUCAUGGCGUGCGACUAUGCAAAGACAAAGGACGGGUUCGAGCGCCAGUUUGCGACAAACCACCUCGGGCCGUUCCUGUUCACCAACCUCAUCAUGGGCAAGAUUCUCAACUCACAGGGGCCGAGGGUUGUGGUGGUCUCGAGCAGUGGGCAUAGGUUCUCAUGGAUACAGUUUGCGGACGUCGGCUUUGCGGACGGCAAACUCUACAACAGGUGGACAGCUUAUGGACAAUCCAAGACUGCGAACGUUCUCUUGGCCGUAGCUUUGGCAGAGCGGUUGGGAGAACGCGGUUUGACAGCUGUAUCUUUGCACCUUGACACCCUUGACAAAACCAUGGGAAACCCUGAAGGUUGGAGCGGCAGCGUUAAGCUCAAGGACCUUGCGCAGGGCGUCGCGACUCAUGUGUACGGCGCUUUUGAACCUAAUUUGAGAGAAAAUAAUGGACGAUACUUACUAGACAACCGGAUAGCUAAUCCCUAUGUCGACACUAUCAGGCCGUGGGCUCUUGACAAAGUGGAGGCGGAUAAGCUAUGGAAGCUCAGCGAGAAGCUGGUCGGGGAGGAGUUCGUGUACUAA
This is a messenger RNA of Coniophora puteana RWD-64-598 SS2, 897 nucleotides long. RefSeq names its product short-chain dehydrogenase. The transcript is spliced from 5 exons. NCBI's taxonomy places the organism in Eukaryota, Fungi, Basidiomycota, Agaricomycetes, Boletales, Coniophoraceae. The record is from RefSeq and is a predicted model, not a curated record. Bases 1 to 897 code for a protein of 298 amino acids.